AUGGCAGCACCCUUGUUUGCAGAGAUCGAGCUGGUAACACGACCAGGGGCGCCCAUGGCCGACUGCUUGGACUGGUUAAUGGAGCAUCAGUUGCUGGCAUCUAGCAUGGACUGUCUCCGGUGUGACGGUCAUGUGGCGAUGGAGUACGUGGAGCGCAGGGACGUAAGUGACGAGUUUACGUGGCGCUGUCCCAGGGCGACGUGUCGUACAUCCCGCUCAGUUCGCACGGACUCCAUAUUCGCCGAGUUCCCCAAGAUUGACCUGCGAGUUUUCCUGCGAGUCAUCGUAAAGAGACAUGCAGCACAAUGGCACCCGAUUGUCGUCAGAGGACAUCCCCGCAAUAUUACGGGAGCAUCUGUCGCCUACGAACCCAACGACACUAAUCACCACAGUCACCUCCGGUUCUCCUACAAACACCACAGCCACUACUGGAUCGAAUGCCCCACCAACAGCCCCACCUACGAAACACCACAGCCACUACUGGAUCGAAUGCCCCACCACCAGACUCCACCACCAACCCAGCAGCCGGGGCACGACCAGACUCCACCACCUCCCCAGCAGGCUGGGCACCACCAGGCUCCACCACCACCUCAGCAGCCGGGGCACCACCAGGCUCCACAGCCACCACAGACUCCACAGCCACUGCAGGCUCCUUGGCUCAUGACAACUAGAGUGGCCAGACAAAUGGCCACACUGGCCAACAGGGUGCCCUUUGGACCCCUCGGAGGUGGAAACUUUGCAGUACCCACCAUCGAUGCAUACUGGGAAGAAAAGCAGGACGAAGUCAUCAGGGUUUUGAGGAACAAGGAGGAGGUUAUUCUCCUUGGUGAUGGAAGGAUGGAUUCACCGGGCUACUGUGCGCAGUACUGCACAUAUACUGCCAUUGACAACCAUACGAAGUCCAUUGUAGCGGUUGAGGUGGUCGACAAGAGGGAGACGAACCGGAAGUCGACCACCAUGGAGAAGGAAGGGUUCAAACGAACCAUGGACAGGCUGCUGGGAGAGCGUGUGCCCAUCACGGAGGUGUGCACAGACGCACAUCCUCAAAUCUCUGCACUGAUGAACCAGGACAAGGGUGAAUACGGCACCAGAGGUGUUCACCACUCUCUCGAUGUCUGGCACGGGGCCAAGAACCUCACCAAGAAGAUAGUGGCAGCUGGGCAGGUGAAAGGCUGCACAGAGAUAAAGCCAUGGACAAAAGACAUCGUGAACCACUUCUGGUGGUGCUGUAAAAAGGCCAGGAACUACGAAGAGUUCAUCGUGCUGUGGAAGGGUGUGCUGCACCACGUGUGUGACGAGCACACAUGGGCUACGGGCUCUUGUCACCAUGAACAUCUCAGCACCACUGAACCGAGGACAAAGAACUGGCUGGCUCCAGGGUCAGCUGCACACAAGAAACUGAGCACUGUAGUGCUAAACAAGAGGUGGCUGAAGACAGCUUCAAAGUACCUACGGUUCAGAACAACUUCGGAUCUGGAAUCCUUUCAGAACCACAUUUUAAUGUAUGCCUCUAAGAGGCAUGCCUACAGUCCUCCCGUCUACAGGGCCCGAUGUCAGCUGGCUGCAAUUGAUUACAACGCUCACAAAGACCGUGCAGUAUGGAAGACGAAGGAUGGGCAUAUCAAGUACAAGAGGAGGUUUCAAAAGAAGUCAGAAAGGUGGUCUGUACAUGUCCCAAAACAGCCAAAGACCUACAGCUACAUCAAGACCCUGCAGGCUUGCAUCGUCAACACCAGAAUCCAGUCUGGCUCUGGUAUGAGUAGGACACAGCCCCUUUCUGAGACUGACCCCAGGAGAGCUGGGAACCUGGCAGGGGUACCACCACCAGCAACAUCAGUUCUUGUUGAACAACACAGGUCCAGGAUGGACAAUGAUAACUAGGGCAGUUCAACAGCCCAACUAA
Molecule: messenger RNA, 1903 nt
Organism: Branchiostoma belcheri (Belcher's lancelet)
Lineage: Eukaryota; Metazoa; Chordata; Leptocardii; Amphioxiformes; Branchiostomatidae
Exons: 9
Coding region: 1-1881 (626 amino acids)
Source: RefSeq, a predicted model, not a curated record